AUGGGUGACAAGGGACGAGACAACCAUUCAGAAGUGACUGACUUCAUUCUUGUAGGCAUCAGGGUCCGUCCAGAGCUGCACAGUCUCCUCUUUCUGCUAUUCCUGGUUAUUUAUGGGAUGGUGCUUGUGGGGAAUCUUAGCAUGAUUGGCAUCAUUGUGACUGACUCCCGGCUGAACACACCAAUGUAUUUUUUCCUAGGCAACCUGUCCAUCAUUGACCUCUCCUAUUGCACUGUUAUUGUACCCAAAGCCAUGGUCAACAUCCUACUUCAGAAAAAGACCAUAUCCUUUGCAGGCUGUGUAACCCAGCUGUUUCUCUACGCGCUUUUCAUGGUAACAGAAGCCUUUGUCCUGGCAGCCAUGGCCUAUGACCGCUUCAUUGCCAUCUGCAAUCCUCUUCUUUAUAGUGUCCGCAUGUCAAGAAGUGUCUGCAUCCGGUUAGUGGCUGGUUCUUAUCUCUGCGGCUGGGUCAGUUCUAUCCUCCAAAUCAGUGUAACAUUCUCCAUGUCCUUUUGUGCUUCCCGCGUCAUUGAUCACUUUUACUGUGAUUCAAACCCAAUUGAAAAGAUCUCCUGUUCUAAUGUUUUUAUCAAUAAGAUGGUGUCACUUAGUUUAGCUAUUGUCAUUAUUUUGCCCACAAUAAUUGUUAUUGUGGUAUCUUACAUAUACAUUGUAUCCACAGUUUUGAAAAUCCCCUCCACAGAAGGGAAAAAGAAAGCCUUUUCCACUUGCAGCUCCCACCUGGGGGUUGUAAGUUUGCUUUAUGGAACUGUCUCCUUUGUGUAUCUCACUCCUCCAAAUAACCCUGAACUUCGCAAGGUGGCUUCAGUAUGUUACAUUUUGUUCACACCUAUGUUAAAUCCUUUAAUUUAUUCCCUAAGAAAUAAGGAUGUCAAAGAUGCCAUGAGAAAAGUCUUAUGGAAGAAAAAGGUUUUACUCUAA
Octodon degus (degu) is the source of this 942-nucleotide messenger RNA. Its product is annotated as olfactory receptor 9K2-like. Gene Ontology annotation, molecular function: G protein-coupled receptor activity; olfactory receptor activity; odorant binding. NCBI's taxonomy places the organism in Eukaryota, Metazoa, Chordata, Mammalia, Rodentia, Octodontidae. Gene Ontology annotation, cellular component: membrane. The transcript has a single exon. The coding region runs from base 1 to 942 and encodes 313 amino acids. Gene Ontology annotation, biological process: G protein-coupled receptor signaling pathway; sensory perception of smell. The record is from RefSeq and is a predicted model, not a curated record.